AACGGCAUAGAAUUGUUUUUGUGCUUGUGUAUUUAUUGUGGAUAUUAGUGAUAAAACAGCUUUGUAGUUUCGAAGUGGAUAAUCGUUCGUAAUUUUUUUCUGGAUUUACACCUGAAAGUCGACAAGCGUGGAGUUGCCAUACUGACAUCGUAGCAUCCUGGAGACGAGACUGGCUGACGGAAGCGGGUUGGCGGAAACACUGACGAGGUCAUGCGUCGGAUAAUGUGACGUCAGGGACAUGUCCGCCAAGGACGACGACAACAGCGCCAGUGCAGCGGGAGGCCCCCUGCGGCCCGCCGCGCUCGCGGCCAGCCCCUGCCAUCCCCGGCCGGACGCCGCCCCCGCCGCCGUCUCCUUCGCGCACCUGCCGCCCCCGCCGCUGCCACACAACGAUAUGGCGCGUGACUCACCGCCCACGUCGAGCCCCGUGCUUCAGCGCCGAGGCGCCACCAGCGCCAGCAUCGCUGCCGCCGGGGUCGGACUGCCCGGCAUGCCACUCGAUAAGGAGCACGCCUUCCACCAGCAGAUACAGCAGCUGAAGAAGCAGCAGCAGUUGCAGCAGCAGAUCCUCCUGCAGCACUUCCAGGCACAGAGACAGCAGCUGGCUGAACAGCACGAGCAGCAGCUCCGCCAUCACAUCAAGCUGUGGGAGCAGCAGAAGCAGCUGGAGGAACAGCGUGAACGCAGGGAGAAGGAGAAGCUGGAGGCAAUCAAGAAGAAGGACAAGCACGAGCAGAGCGCUGUUGCCUCCACUGAAGUCAAGCAGAAGCUGCAGAACUUCCUGCUAAACAAGAAGCAGUGUGAGGCUGCAGCUGCUGCUAAUGGAGCCACUUCAGCCUCCGGGAUGUCUUCACUGUCGGGGUCUGCGUCAAAUUUUCGCAACUGGAGUAUCCUACACGGUCACGACGGAGGACCGGGAACGGCAGCAGCUGGGUCCUCGGCAGGGGCACACCCGUACCGCCUGCCGUCCAUUGUAGCCAAGUACGACGACGACUUCCCUCUCAGGAAGACAGCAUCUGAACCAAACCUGCUCAAGGUGCGACUCAAGCAAAGGGUGAUUGAGCGCCGAUCUAGCCCCAUCGCCAGGCGCAAAGAUCGACUUCUGGCCAACAUCAAGAGGAAGUCACAACUCGCAACGGACGUGAAUGCUGGUGGUGUGGGAGCAAACAGUGUGGACUCUGGUCCAAAUUCCCCCCCGGCAAUGCCAGGUGGCGGAGGCCGCCAGCCCUCACCCUCUCACCAGAUGGGUCGCAGCAGCACACCAAUUCAAGAGGAAGGUGAAGGCUGUGGCAGCCAGCAGGGCAGCGUGGGAGAGCUCUCACUGUACAGCAGCCCAUCCAUGCCCAACAUCUCACUGGGGCGCCCCCCGACUCAUUCUGUGCCGGAUGCAAUGCACUUGCACGGAAGUGCAGGGUUGGGCACAGUGUCAGAGGCGGAAGUACGCGCUGCCUUCACAGCCAGGCUGGGAAUGCCACUCACUGGUCAAAUGCUGCCGGGGACUCUGCCUUUCUACCCAACAUUACCAGUGAUCGACGGUGAGUACAGCUAUGCCGGUGGCAGUGCCACCCUCGGAACCGCACCCGGCAUUACAGAUGCACAGGUAGCACACGCUCGUCUGAAUCGCCGGCCACUGGGACGCACGCAGUCGGCACCGCUCCCACUGGGCCACCCUGUGCUGGCGCUUGUGCCGCCGUCGCACUCUCCUUCUCAGUACGAUGACUUCCAGCACCAGCAGCAACAACAGCAGCACAACUUCCUGAGACAGCAAAUCCGGCAGACAGUACUGACGCGGGCUGGCAGCCGCAGUCAGGCAGCUGCAGCUGCAGCAGCUGGUGGGGGUGGGCCCGGCGGGAUCACCGCUGGACAGCUGGAUGAGGCCCCAGAGGUGGAGGCUGAUGACUCAGCCGAGAUUAUUGAUCUCACAGAUCGCCGCAGUGACGAAAGUGAAAUGUCUCGGCAGCAGCGUGAUCGCGAGCGUUUCUUGCAGCAGCAGCGUGACCUCAUGAUGAGACACACGGCACAGGGCAGUGAUGGUUCAUUUCUGGGCCGGCCGUCAGUGUCUGGGAGGCCACUGGCACGAGCCCUGUCCAGCCCUCUGGUAGCUGUAGGUGCCAGUGAGGGAGCUGGCCCCACAUCCGGGACGGCUCUGGCAUUUGACUCGGCCAUGCUGAAGCACGCCUGUGUCUGCGGGGACAACUCGGGCCACCCAGAGCACGGCGGACGCCUGCAGAGUGUGUGGGCACGUCUGCUGGAGACGGGGCUGGUGGCACGCUGCCAGCGCCCACGGGCGCGCAAGGCAUCACUUGAAGAGAUCCGUGCCUGCCACUCGGAGGCACAUGCCCUUCUGUUCGGCACCAGCCCGCUCAACAGGCAGAAACUGGACGUUGGCAAGCUGUCGCAGCUACCGGUCAAGAGCUUCGUGCGGCUGCCGUGCGGAGGGGUCGGCGUGGAUUCGGACACCACCUGGAACGACGUUCACACGGCGACAGCAGCACGCACGGCCGUCGGGUGUGUGGUGGACCUGGCUUUCAAAGCUGCAACAGGUGACAUCAAGAAUGGAUUUGCCAUAGUGCGCCCACCAGGCCAUCAUGCAGAAGCUUCACAGGCUAUGGGCUUUUGUUUCUUUAAUUCAGUGGCCAUUGCAGCACGACUGUUACAACAGAGGUUAAACCUACGUAGGAUCCUUGUAGUUGAUUGGGACGUGCACCACGGAAAUGGCACCCAGCAGAUGUUCUAUGAUGACCCACGCAUUUUGUAUUUAUCAAUCCAUAGACACGAUGAUGGAAAUUUUUUCCCAGGCACAGGAGGACCUACAGAGUGUGGUAUGGCGGAAGGCUUGGGUUUCAAUGUAAACGUUGCGUGGUCGGGAGGCCUGGCUCCUCCGAUGGGCGAUGCAGAGUACUUAGCUGCAUUCCGGACUGUGGUCAUGCCCAUUGCAAAGGAGUACUCUCCAGAGGUGGUGCUGGUGUCUGCAGGGUUUGAUGCAGCUGCAGGGCAUGCUGCUCCUCUGGGUGGCUACAAAGUCUCCCCAGCGUGCUUUGGCCACAUGACUCAUCAGCUGAUGCAGCUCGCUGAUGGAAAGGUUAUACUCUCACUAGAAGGUGGAUAUGAUCUGGCCUCCAUAUGUGAUUCAGCUGAAGAGUGCGUACGAGCUCUCCUAGGUGAUGAACCCAGCCCUCUGUCUGAAGACGAGCUGCAGCGACCACCAUGUCAGAAUGCUGUGGACACACUGCAGAAGACUAUUGCAAUUCAGCUGUCACACUGGCCCUGCCUGAAGAGAGCAGCACACACGGUCAGCUGGUCCGCGAUGGAGGCGGCGCAGAAGGAGGCGGAGGAGUCGGAGACACUGUCAGCCAUGGCCAGCCUGUCGAUGCGGCACCAGUCCAACAGCCUGCAGUCACCGCCACAUUCACGUGAGCCAUCAGAGGAACCUAUGGAACAGGAUGAUGCGAAGUGAACAGCCACUGCACAUUUCUAAAAUAUUAUUGUUAUAAAUGGCUACUGCAAACCAGGCAGGCUUUUUGUAAAUGGGUGUUGAAAAUAUACCCAGUGUAUUGGAAUUGUACUUUGGCUGCAAGCUGUGUGCAGCUAUAAAAAUCUCUAAGAAUGUUUCAUUGAGCAGUGGCUUCCUUAUUGGAAAAUGUAUGAUGCAUACUUUUGAUUGUUGGGCUCGAUGUAUGUGAUGCCCUAGUUUGUUGUGAAAGAAACACAAAGUUUGUGUUUGAUUCGGAGAAUGUUCUUAGAAAGCAAAGACGUCACUGGUUGACUGUAUUGGUUCAGUGCUGUACUUUUGUUCAGAUGCAACGAAUGUGAAAAACGUAUUUGUAUGAUCCAUAUCUCUCCGUGUUGUAUUGUUGACACAUUUUCUUUAGUACUUUGGCAUGUUUUGUUUUUCAUAGAAUGUAUCUUGUUAUGUGAGGAAGUUGAGAAGGAGAUUUAUUACUGAAGUAUUUGUUUGUGAAGUAAUUAAUAUUUCAUACAAAAGACAUUAGUUAUAGGAAAUAUGAUUUGAUGAAAUUAGGUGUUGUAUGUAUGCAUGUGUGUGUCUAUGUAUAUAUAUAAAUGUCUUUUUACAGUGUCAGAUGUUACACAUUAUUUUUUUUAUGUAUAUUGCGUGAAUAUAUGGCUGUAACUGAUAGCCUAAUGGUAAAUGUUGACAGUUUAUCGUAACAGUAGUUUAUGAAGUGCUGGACACUUUAUUUCUCGAGUUUUCUGUCUUUGUCAGAUAUUGUGGGAUUAUACAAGUGACGUGUUAAACGUCAUGUUUUGAGUUGCAAUUGUACAUUGAUGUUGCAUAUAAUAGCCAGUUUUGUGAUAAAAGAUAUAACAGUUAUGUACUUUAAAUUUCAGUUGCAAAAGUAAUUAGUUACAUGUCCAUAAGUGUUACAUAGUAUUUGUAUGACAAGUAUGUUGAGCUCAUGUUUGUGUAUCUCGACGUAUAAUAUAUGUUGUACAAGCUUGUUCGGCAUGUCAGAGAUGCUAAAUUGUAUGGUAAUUGUGAUAAAUGUGCAGGCGUGAUUUGAAGAGCAUUUAUUUUUAUGUCAAGGAUUUUACAUAUAUAUUUAAAGAAAAAACUGAUCAAAUUUUUAAUGGGAAAUAUUAUUUGUUGUUAUACAGAUUUGUAUAUGUGGUUACAUAUAAAUUCUGGCCGUCUUUAAUGUCAUUGAAAAGUUAAACUUUUAAUAAAUGCAAGUGUUGUUUGUCCAUAGUCAUUGUGAGAGAAUGUUUAUUCUUAUCUGACAGAUAACUGUUAUAGUUGCAAAUAUUUUAUGCGAUAAUGAGCCGUUUGCAUUCACUGUGAGAAGGAGCUUUAUAAAUGGUUGUGAUGAUGGUAUAUAUAUGAGAGCUGCCUGUAUUGUCUAAGUAAGAUGCCGACAUUCCUGUAUGAGAAAGUAGAACUGAAUGUUCCUGAUUUAUGUAGCCGUGAAUCUGUAAUAGAAGUGAAGAUUGCACAUAUUCAUUGUCUUACCUGAAAUCUGAGCUUACAGGAACGUAAGAAGUGUAUUUCAUCACUUAACUGAUGUCUCGUGGCAUUCUUCUUACACUCUUUUUUUUUUUCUUUUAAAUAAAUAAAU
Molecule: messenger RNA, 5075 nt
Organism: Schistocerca nitens (vagrant locust)
Lineage: Eukaryota; Metazoa; Arthropoda; Insecta; Orthoptera; Acrididae
Gene: HDAC4
Product: histone deacetylase 5
Exons: 24
Coding region: 239-3457 (1072 amino acids)
Biological process (GO): chromatin organization; negative regulation of transcription by RNA polymerase II
Cellular component (GO): histone deacetylase complex
Molecular function (GO): histone deacetylase activity
Source: RefSeq, a predicted model, not a curated record